AUGCUAACACUGAAAGAUACUGACACAGCACUGCAGCGGGCACCUAGUUCAUGUCUAAAUCGAUGUCCGGAGUACAACGCCUUGGCCGACCAGUACCAGAGGGAACGGGAGGUUCUUUUGGCCGCGGGGAAAAUGGCAACAGGGAAAGAGGAAACGGGGAAAGAGGAAACGGGGAAAGAGGAAACGGGGAAAGAGGAAACGGGGAAAGAGGAAACGGGGAAAGAGGAAACGGGGAAAGAGGAAACGGGGAAAGAGGAAACGGGGAAAGAGGAAACGGGGAAAGAGGAAACGGGGAAAGAGGAAACGGGGAAAGAGGAAACGGGGAAAGAGGAAACGGGGAAAGAGGAAACGGGGAAAGAGGAAACGGGGAAAGAGGAAACGGGGAAAGAGGAAACGGGGAAAGAGGAAACGGGGAAAGAGGAAACGGGGAAAGAGGAAACGGGGAAAGAGGAAACGGGGAAAGAGGAAACGGGGAAAGAGGAAACGGGGAAAGAGGAAACGGGGAAAGAGGAAACGGGGAAAGAGGAAACGGGGAAAGAGGAAACGGGGAAAGAGGAAACGGGGAAAGAGGAAACGGGGAAAGAGGAAACGGGGAAAGAGGAAACGGGGAAAGAGGAAACGGGGAAAGAGGAAACGGGGAAAGAGGAAACGGGGAAAGAGGAAACGGGGAAAGAGGAAACGGGGAAAGAGGAAACGGGGAAAGAGGAAACGGGGAAAGAGGAAACGGGGAAAGAGGAAACGGGGAAAGAGGAAACGGGGAAAGAGGAAACGGGGAAAGAGGAAACGGGGAAAGAGGAAACGGGGAAAGAGGAAACGGGGAAAGAGGAAACGGGGAAAGAGGAAACGGGGAAAGAGGAAACGGGGAAAGAGGAAACGGGGAAAGAGGAAACGGGGAAAGAGGAAACGGGGAAAGAGGAAACGGGGAAAGAGGAAACGGGGAAAGAGGAAACGGGGAAAGAGGAAACGGGGAAAGAGGAAACGGGGAAAGAGGAAACGGGGAAAGAGGAAACGGGGAAAGAGGAAACGGGGAAAGAGGAAACGGGGAAAGAGGAAACGGGGAAAGAGGAAACGGGGAAAGAGGAAACGGGGAAAGAGGAAACGGGGAAAGAGGAAACGGGGAAAGAGGAAACGGGGAAAGAGGAAACGGGGAAAGAGGAAACGGGGAAAGAGGAAACGGGGAAAGAGGAAACGGGGAAAGAGGAAACGGGGAAAGAGGAAACGGGGAAAGAGGAAACGGGGAAAGAGCAAAACGAGGCAAGAGCAGGACAGAGAAAGGGCAGUACAGGAAAAGAGCAGUUCAGGGAAAGAGCGAUACAGGAAUAG
Messenger RNA from Schistocerca nitens (vagrant locust), 1323 nucleotides. Its product is annotated as cilia- and flagella-associated protein 251-like. The coding region runs from base 1 to 1323 and encodes 440 amino acids. NCBI's taxonomy places the organism in Eukaryota, Metazoa, Arthropoda, Insecta, Orthoptera, Acrididae. The transcript is spliced from 3 exons. The record is from RefSeq and is a predicted model, not a curated record.